Messenger RNA from Arachis stenosperma, 543 nucleotides. Its product is annotated as receptor-like protein 9DC1. Lineage: Eukaryota; Viridiplantae; Streptophyta; Magnoliopsida; Fabales; Fabaceae. The transcript has a single exon. The record is from RefSeq and is a predicted model, not a curated record. The coding region runs from base 1 to 543 and encodes 180 amino acids.
AUGAUGAGGCGUUAUACUUUCUUGUUGCUUCUUCUUCUUCUUCAUAAUCCAUCUUCCAGUUGCUCAUCGGUGUUGCCACUAUGCAACCACCAUGACAACUCAAACUUGCUCCAAUUCAAGAACUCAUUUUCCAUUAACACUUCAUUGUACAAAGAUUGGCCGGCGCUUUCCUCUUGUUACAACAAGAUAGCGUCGUGGAAGAAUGGUACGAAUUGUUGCGAGUGGGAUGGUGUCACGUGCGACACCACCUCAGGGCACGUGAUUGGGCUUGACCUGAGUUGCAGCAUGCUCCAAGGCGAGUUUCAUCCUAACAGCACUCUGUUCCAACUCACGCAUCUUCAACAACUCAACCUUGCCGCCAAUGACUUCUUCGACUCUCCAAUAUAUCCUGGAAUUGGUGAUCUUGUGAGUCUCACGCAUCUCAAUCUAUCAUGCUCAUCAUUUGGAAAUUAUAUUCCCUCCACGAUCUCUCGCUUGUCUAAAUUACUCUCACUUGAUCUCGCGUCUUGUAAUCAUGAACUGAGACUUGAUGAAUCAACAUAG